This is a messenger RNA of Gongylonema pulchrum, 288 nucleotides long. The record is from the annotation of a GenBank genome assembly. Lineage: Eukaryota; Metazoa; Nematoda; Chromadorea; Rhabditida; Gongylonematidae.
GUAUUUUCCGGUGAUUCUGCCGUGAAGCGGGGGAAGCCAGCACCUGAUCCGUUUCUGGUCACGAUGGACCGAUUUAAGGAGAAACCCACCAGUUCUGCAAAUGUCCUAGUAUUCGAAGAUUCCGCAAAUGGAGUUCUGGCGGCAGUAGCUGCCGGCAUGCAAGUUGUUAUGGUUCCGGACCCUACGUACAUGGAGCCACCCGAAGCAGUGAAGGAUAAAAUUGCAUUUGUGCUAAAAAGUUUAGAAGAAUUCAGGCCAGAAACUAUGGGCCUACCUCCUUAUGACUAA